UAUGUAAUUACUUGUUGAAAUUUCUAGAAAGACAAAUAUUUAGAAACGAGGGAGUAUUCAGUUUUCUGCAGUAAAAACUCAGGUGUUAGCUGAUGGUCCUGAAGAGAGUUUCAACCGACAAUUUGCUAACUCACCUGAGUGCUUGUUGCUUUGGCCCAGGUGGUUAGUUCAUUCAAGUGGCUAAUCAUUUCAAACUACACAGAGCUUCUGUGUGCACUCAGUCAUCCAGGCUGGAAAUGAUCGAUACCUUGUUUAAGCCAGUUGGAGAUGACGAUCAUGGCUUCAUUAAGGAUUCAGUAGUUGACUUUCUGAAAAAUAACAAUGGUCAGAAGCCGGAACAAAUUAUCAUUUUCAGGGAUGGUGUUAGCGAGAGCCAAUUCAAUCAGGUGCUGAACGAUGAGCUAUCUCAAAUCAUGGAGACAUGCAAGUUUUUUGGUGGCAAGCACUUUAGUGGCAACUGGUUCCCCAAGUUCACAGUGAUGGUUACACAGAAGAAUCAUCACACGAGAUUUUUCCUACGGAAUGGACAGAGACCUGAUCAAGUGACUAAUGUCCCCCCUGGGGACUACAAGGCCAACACACGACCAUGUGCUCCAAGAUGAGACAGGCUUCUCCGCUGAUGAGCUGCAGGAGCUCGUCCACUCCCUUUCCUAUGCGUAUGUGCACUGAAGUAGCUGCAAAAGAUUCAGCCCUUACCUUGCCUCGGUGCAUUCCUGACAUUUUUAUGCUUGUGAACUCGUUUCAGGUACCAGAGGAGCACCACAGCCAUCACAGCUGUUGCUCCCAUCUUCUACGCACACCUUGCGGCGGCACAGGUGGCCAAGUUCACCAGGCUCAAUGACAUGUCGGAGACGUCGUCCCAGGCUGAGGCUGCCCCGGUGCCGGAGCUGCCUCGUCUGCAUCCCACGAUAGCAUCGUCCAUGUUCUUCUGCUGAAUCGCGCGGUUUCCCCAUCGUCGGUUGUUGGAAGCGACUGAAACUUUACCAAAUGCUAGACGGAACCGGUCGUGUUGUUCAUGCCUGAGCGCUGAAGUAUGCUUUUGGUCUUAGCUACUAGAUUUAAUGGAUGUUAUCUCCAAGAACAAUCUUUGAUUGCUAUCAUGGAGUUGCUUGCCAACAAUAAUCUGCACUUUUGAUGGUCAAGACCUAGACCCUCUGCUCAUGUGCAAGGUGUUGUUCAUGCCUGAGCGUUGAAGUAUGCUUUUGGUCUUAGCUACUAGAUUUAAUGGAUGUUAUCUCCAAGAACAAUCUUCGAUUGCUAUCAUGGAGUUGCUUGCCAACAAUAAUCUGCACUUUUGAUGGUCAAGACCUAGACCCUCUGCUCAUGUGCAAGGUGCAACGUAUUCUGGAUGUUAAGUUUAUAAAUAUGGUCGGCAGCAUGUCCAAUGAUUUAUAAGUUUGGGAUUCACAAUAAGUGUCUUUAUAGUUUUGUGUUUACGUACUUUGCUGUCAAUUUACUUCAGUUAGCAAGGAAAAGCCUGGCUUUUGACCCGGCUUAGGCCUUGUUCGGUUGCAGUGGAUUUAAUCCUCUAGGUGAUCCCCAACCCCUCACCCAAUCCCCACUGAUCCCAUCCUAAUAAUGGUGUGAAAUAUAUAGCAGUUCAUAUGCUGAUGCAGCACUAAUCAGAAAGUACUGCUUUACACAAAAUGGAACUGUUAGACAAUUUACCAAUGUGCUCUGUGCAUGAAAUUCAGAAGCAAUACUAGAAUAAAAUUGUAAGUCAGGGGUACAAUCCCGGUAAAAACCGAGGAUUUUGGAGGUGUAUGAAAUUCAGAAGCAAUACUAACAUAGUUUAUAUGAGACAGGGUUACAAUCCACGCUGGGCUCUAACCUAUAAGAUUGACCGGGAUGAAACCUCGGGUGGGAUGAAACCAUGGGGUUUGGCCCCGAUCCCAGUGGGGUGGGCUCUAACCGAACGAAGCCUUACAGGUUAGAGGAGAUUGUAGUGAAAUAUACUAACAUAGUAGGAAAGCACUAAGUAAAAUAUAGGAUUAUCCAUUAUUAAAUCUAUUUCUUCUAAAAACCACUGAAAGGAAAAACUAUAAACAUACCCACAAGAAUGCAACUAAGAGAUACUCCCCCCUUCACAAAAUAUAAGGCGCACUUGACUUUUUUUGGUCUUCAUCACACAACUUUGACUUUAUUGCAUGUCUACCAAAUUAAUAUAAAGACAGAUGAACUAAAAUUAUUUUACA
Messenger RNA from Triticum urartu, 2195 nucleotides. The record is from RefSeq and is a predicted model, not a curated record. Lineage: Eukaryota; Viridiplantae; Streptophyta; Magnoliopsida; Poales; Poaceae.